AACUUUUAGCCUUCUCGAAUUUAUGAGCGCCUCAUUACUGUCCAGAUUGGAAACGGCGGAAAUAUCAUGUGACCGCGUUGUGCUACUCGAUGAGCUUCGUGCCACAACAGCUGAAUCUCCGGACCGUAUAGCUCCAUUCACGCAUCUCAUUCAAAGCGCAUUCACUGAUCUUGCACGUCCAGUUCGAAGCUUAGCUUAUCAGUGUGCGCUGAAUUAUAUCUCCUCAAACCCAUAUAUGAGUGUUCAUUUCUUGAGUGCUUACUCUGCUGCAUUGUUACACAAAAGUGCCGAUAUCAGUCUACACGCGUUAUCAUUUCUGCCGGAAUUCAUAACUGCAUCUCGAUGUAUUUCAGAGAAUUUACUUAGUGCAGCAACUAUGGCCGCCAAUCGAUGGCCGUCACCAGAAUCUAUGGCCGAUCUUUCACGUGCAGUAACAGCAUGCGCUGAUUUCCGAUGUGCUGACGCGGAAGAAAAUGGCAUUUCUCAGGCUAUGAAAUGAUUUUCACUUCUCAGUUUAGCUUUUUUUGUCUUUAAAUUAUGAAAUGAAAGUGUUCAUAUAUAAUAGAG
Loa loa (African eye worm) is the source of this 567-nucleotide messenger RNA. RefSeq lists its product as hypothetical. Bases 23 to 499 code for a protein of 158 amino acids. The record is from RefSeq and is a predicted model, not a curated record. The transcript has 3 exons. NCBI's taxonomy places the organism in Eukaryota, Metazoa, Nematoda, Chromadorea, Rhabditida, Onchocercidae.